Molecule: messenger RNA, 2229 nt
Organism: Moesziomyces antarcticus
Lineage: Eukaryota; Fungi; Basidiomycota; Ustilaginomycetes; Ustilaginales; Ustilaginaceae
Exons: 3
Coding region: 1-2229 (742 amino acids)
Source: RefSeq, a predicted model, not a curated record
AUGCAUUUCUCUAUCCUCAUUGACCAGACCGAGUACCCGAUCAUCCGAGCCACGACUCCGGCAGACUUGACCAGCGCCAAGUACGGCAUCAAGCCUUUCAGUAGCGCCCGUGGUUGGCGAGGGUUGCGGGCGAUGCGCCAUGCUGCGCAGCUGUGCAGAGGGCUCGCAGAGGCAGCACGCUCGCUCGAGCGGCCCUACGUCCCCAGACACGUGCCCCUGCCGUCGAGCAGCUACAGCGCAGCCGCACAAAGUCCCGCUUUGCCAAGUCCGCCGAGGCCAGAUGCGCUGGGAGGGAAAGGCGAGGCGGAACCGCAGCGUGCCGCAAACAUUGCUCAGCGGCUUGGACGAGGUCGCCUCCGAGAUUCUGUCAGCACAGGUUCAAGCAGCAGAAUCCACGACAGCCGCGCAAAGACAAGACAACCACCAAUAGCUCAGGCGUCCUUAGUACGCAAGUUCGAAGCCCCUUUGCAAGUCGACUCGAAUCGGUCUUGGACACAAAAGCGGCAAAAAGGUGUUCGCAAUUCCAGGGCAGUGGAUGUCAAGCAGAAGUGGCGAGAAGAUGGCAGAACGGGUACGAGGCCGGAAGGUGGCUCGAUCCUGCCAGCUUACGUCCAAGCGAAGCUCAAGCGGCUCAAGGCUGUCUACCCCUCGCUGAGCCAAGAGCAGGCUUUGCUGUUGUGGCGUACAUUCGAGCGCACCCGUACGUUCCGCACAUACCGUCCGCAAGCGCUCAUCUCCUGGUACGAAGAUCACGUCUGGACCAACGAACGGCAGACCGCCGACGCACCGCACAUCGAGUCGGCGGCGUCGCUAUGCAUGCUGCUGCGCUACGCUUACCUUCGCAACGAUCUGCGCUCGCUCCUGCGCGUCGAAGCGCGAGCUGUGCGCUCUGCUUGGCUCGCCAAAGACCGCCAUCGCACCACGGCGGCACCAGGAUCGACGAAGCAACUCGGCGGAAGCGAGGCGGAUGGGGUGGCGAUAUGGCCAGUGCACGACGAGGAUCCACGCCGGCUGGCGCAUAAUCUCAAACUCGCACUCGCGGCGCGCGACGGCGACUGGAUUAAGGUCGAGCAGCUGCUGGACGCACAUCGCGUCGCGCGGAACGGAGGUUCGUACCACGAGCUCGAUGCGGUCGGAUGGGGAAGCUUGCUGCGCUUCGGUCUAGGAAGUGUGGAGACGCUGCCCAAGCCGAUCGCCACUCCGCAGCCAGUUGAAGAGCCAGCUCCUUCUAAGGGUAGCGCGCGCAAGAAGCAGCCUCGAAAAGCGACCAUCGCCGAGGUCUCGGUCGAAACGAAAGAGCGCGUGGAGGAGCCAAACGAGGACGGUGACGAGAAGAGGCUGCAAGCGGAAGCUCGAGUAUCGUUGACCAAGCGACUCGUGCCGCAACUGUUGCGCCAAACGAGGGCGAGGCAGGAUGCGGCGGAUGAGGCGCCCGGAUGGUUGCUCGAGUCGGUGCUGACGCAGCUUUUGGAGCACGGCAAGUCGGAUGCUGUGCUGCGGAUCGUUCGUCUGGCGCUUGCCGAGACUGGGCCGCAGCAAGAUCCAUCGGUAAGGGGCGGUUCUACGGGUAUGCUCAACCUCGCGCUUGCCGCGUGUGUGCAAGACCGCAGAAUAACGCUAGCCGAAACGCUACGGGUGUUCAACAGCAUCACAGGCUCGAGCUUUGGUAGAAACCUCGCGGGUCGUUCAAAGCAGCCGGAGGGAAAAGGCGAGAUUGUUCCGAACGAAGAGUCGUUGGUGCUGGUGCUGAAGAAGGUGCGGCAUCCGCUGUUCAGGGCAUCGUGGAGUCGCAAGUUGUUGGACGAGUUUAUGCAGCGGUGGCCACAUGUCAGGCUCACAGGUCGAAGCUACCGGAUCGUUCUUGAUCUCUGUGCAACUGCCCCACCCAAGCCAACCCCCGAUUCGCACGCAAGGGAAGGAGGCGAGAGAAAGGUCCCAGUAUCGGAGUCAGCUCCAGGUCGGGCGCGGAAGGUGAUCGUCAAGGCAACGCUACUCGAACGUACACUGCUCGACAUCCUGACGCAAUUCGAAUCCAACCCUCGGACCUUCCACCGCACCACCACCAACCGUUUCCGCUUCAACUACACGCUCAUCAAUCUGCGCCGCAUCGUCAAACUCAAACUCGCUUCCAACCCGCAAUCCACCCAGCUGAAUCACAUCAUCCACCUCAUCCACCGCCUCCAACACAUCACUCGGAAACCCCCCACUCCCAAAUUCCCUGCCGACUAG